This is a messenger RNA of Enterobius vermicularis (human pinworm), 756 nucleotides long. The record is from the annotation of a GenBank genome assembly. Lineage: Eukaryota; Metazoa; Nematoda; Chromadorea; Rhabditida; Oxyuridae.
AUGGCUGAUGAUAUUUUAAAUUUGGUGGGGAAGAAGAAGAAAGCAAAAAAACCGAUUAUGCUGGAUGAGCCUUCAGCGGAUGCGCCUACAGGAACUCCGGAUCCUGGGACAGAAGAGCUGGUGUUGGGUUUGAAGAAGAAAAAGAAAACUGUUAAGCCAUCGGUUCUGGUAGAAGAACAAACUCAAGAAAAAGAUGUUGAGCCGUACGCGCAAGGCAUUGGAAUGACAAACUUGAUCGAUGCAAAGGGACAGUGGCCAAAUUAUUCUUAUGAUCAACUUUUGGAAUUAAUUUUCGGGAUCAUGAAGGAGAAAAAUCCUGAGCUUGCUGCUGGUGAAAAGAAAAAGUUUAUUAUGAAGCCUCCCCAAAUUGCUCGUGCUGGUAGCAAAAAAACAGCGUUUGCCAAUUUUGCCGAAAUCUGCCGAUUGUUGAAACGACAACCGAAGCAUGUUCUUCAAUUUUUGAUGGCGGAGCUUGGUACCACAGGAUCUAUUGAUGGAAACAACUGUUUAAUUGUCAAGGGUCGCUUCCAACAGAAGCAUUUUGAAAGUGUUUUAAGAAAGUAUAUAAAGGAAUAUGUUACGUGCCAUACAUGCAAAUCUUCUGAUACUGAGUUAACCAAAGAUACUCGUUUAUUUUUCCUUGAGUGUAACACCUGUGGAAGUAGGUGCUCAGUUACAGCUAUAAAGAGUGGCUUUACUGCAAUGGUUGGUAAGAGAGCUGCUGUUCGUGCUGCAGAAGCAGCAGCAGGGAAGUAA